ACAGGUUCAGGAGGACCUGAGCGACCGGCUUAGGUGAGCAGCGCCGGGGCUGUGGUCCUGCAGUCGCUAUGAGCUGCACCAUCGAGAAGAUCCUGACCGACGCCAAGACGCUGCUGGAGAGGCUGCGGGAGCACGAUGCGGCCGCGGAGUCGCUGGUGGAUCAGUCGGCGGCGCUGCACCGGCGGGUGGCCGCUAUGCGGGAGGCGGGGACGGCGCUUCCGGACCAGUAUCAAGAGGAUGCAUCCGAUAUAAAGGACAUGUCCAAAUACAAACCUCACAUUCUGCUGUCCCAAGAGAAUACACAGAUUAGAGACUUGCAGCAGGAAAACAGAGAACUGUGGGUGUCCUUGGAGGAACACCAGGAUGCUUUGGAGCUCAUCAUGAGCAAAUACCGGAAACAGAUGUUACAAUUAAUGGUUGUUAAAAAAGCAGUGGAUGCUGAACCAGUCCUGAAAGCUCACCAAACUCACUCUGCAGAAAUCGAGAGUCAGAUCGACAGAAUCUGUGAAAUGGGAGAAGUGAUGAGGAAAGCAGUUCAGGUGGAUGAUGACCAAUUUUGUAAGAUUCAGGAAAAACUAGCCCAAUUAGAGGACAUAUAGGAGAGAAGAUUGAGCGGAGUGAAAGUGUUAGGAAUUUGAAAGACAGAAGAAACAGUAGCAAAACUUGGGGAACCAAGAAGAGUAUUAUAAGCAGAGAAUUCCUCUAGUGGAGCGGAAUCUUUUUUUUUUUUUUUUUUGGUAGUCCUAACAAUGUAGCAUAUAAAAAUUGCUCAGUAAAUGUUUGUUCAAUGAAUAAAUAAGUAGUAUUUUAGGAAACUCAGUUCUUUCCUUAAAACAUUAAAAAUUAAAAUAAUAUGCUUUCUGUUCCUGACCCGAAACAAUGUGUUCCAAUGCAGUUAAACAGUCAAAAUACC
This is a messenger RNA of Eptesicus fuscus (big brown bat), 913 nucleotides long. RefSeq names its product suppressor of IKBKE 1 (gene SIKE1). The transcript is spliced from 5 exons. The record is from RefSeq and is a predicted model, not a curated record. Bases 69 to 599 code for a protein of 176 amino acids. NCBI's taxonomy places the organism in Eukaryota, Metazoa, Chordata, Mammalia, Chiroptera, Vespertilionidae.